AUGCGGUAUACUCCAUUGGAGGACUCCUCCCGGGAAGAGGGUGCCCCUCGGUACUGUUGUGGUUCUUUGUGCAAUCCCCGAAGUCAUGUUCAUCGUUAUGGGAUGCUGUUUUUUAUCUGCCUUAUGUCCUUUGGUAGCUAUUAUUGCUUCGACAAUCCCGCCGCCUUACAAGACGCCUUUUUAAUGGAUCUCCAUCUCACUAUGACUCAGUUUAUGAAUCUAUACGCAUUUUACUCUUGGCCAAAUGUCAUUCUUAGCCUCGUUGGUGGUUUUUUUAUCGAUCGUGUCAUUGGUAUUCGCUGGGGCGCCAUAUUUUUUGCCUCCACCAUUUUCGUUGGUCAAUGCCUUUUUGCCCUGGGAGCUUUUGUUUCCAGCAUCUAUUUGAUGUAUUUCUCUCGACUUAUCUACGGAAUUGGCGGCGAGUCCUUGUCAGUGGCGCAAAAUGCCUACGCUACCGCCUGGUACACCUCGAGUGAGUUAAAUUUUGUCUUCGGGCUUUCUCUCAGCAUGGCCCGAAUCGGUUCCACCAUCAAUAUGAACACAAUGCGUCCGCUUUACAAAGCUCUCGGUUCAACUUUUCACAUAACUGGCAGUGAGCAAAUGGGUCUAACUUUGUUUGUCGCCUCAGUAACUUGCCUCUUUUCGAUUGGAUGCACGAUUGCACUGGCAUACUUUUAUAAACGGUACUUGAAGGCCCAAUCCGCUGUUGCUAUUCGACCUCCACAAUCUCAGCCACCUUCGUACAAUUCGAUUGACGAGACACCACAACCCUCGGAGACAAUUGUUCAGCCCACUGUUCAGGUGGAAGAGGAGGAGGAUCGGAUCAAAUUGAGGGAUAUCCUUCACUUCCCUGCACCAAUUUGGCUUAUCUGCAUCAUCUGCGUCGCCUACUACGUGACUGUGUUCCCCUUCAUCAGUCUUGGGCUGGUUUUCUUCAAGCGCAAGUACGGCCUUGAAGCCUCUGAAGCCGCAGCAGUGAACAGCCUGGUCUUCGUGGUGUCUGCAGUAGCCAGCCCAUUAGUCGGUGCAAUGGUGGCUUGGAUUGGCUACAGCCUGAUUUGGGUUACCUCGGGCGUCGCAUUGUCCGUCAUCUGCCAUGGUGUCUUUGCUUUCGUCUCCACAGGUCUUCCUCCAGCUGUGACUAUGUGUUGCCUAGGCUUAAGUUACUCCGUCCUUGCCAGCAGUCUCUGGCCUCUUGUCGGUGCUGUGUUGCCACAGUAUCAGCGUGCAACUGCAUAUGGCCUCAUCCAGUCCGUUCAAAACCUCGGUCUUGGACUCAUCUCUCUCCUCGCUGGCUAUAUCGCCGAUACUAAGGGAUAUCUAAUGUUAGAACUUUUCUUUAUCCUCUGUGCAUCGGUUGCAUUGUUGGCAGCGAUGGUGCUGAUGUUGUGGGACCUUCGGAAUGGACGCAAUCUGAACGCACCUUCUACAAGAUGUCGACGAAGAAAGGUUGUCACCUCGCCAGUGGUGUCGCCUGUUCCUACGGAUACCACACCGCUUCUGGGAUGA
Echinococcus granulosus is the source of this 1509-nucleotide messenger RNA. RefSeq names its product Major facilitator superfamily domain-containing protein. The record is from RefSeq and is a predicted model, not a curated record. The coding region runs from base 1 to 1509 and encodes 502 amino acids. NCBI's taxonomy places the organism in Eukaryota, Metazoa, Platyhelminthes, Cestoda, Cyclophyllidea, Taeniidae. Gene Ontology annotation, biological process: transmembrane transport. Gene Ontology annotation, molecular function: transmembrane transporter activity. Gene Ontology annotation, cellular component: lysosome. The transcript is spliced from 4 exons.